ACGGGAUUCAAACCCAUUUAUCCCGGGGUGCUACUACCAACUGAGCUACGAAGCCAAAUGUUGUCAGUGAGUUGUUCGUUUCCGUAGAGGAAUCUGAUCAAUACCUUAGAUAAAUAAAUCAACCAACAUUCUUUCUUGACAAACAGUUCCGCUUUUGUCGGUCUCGCCAUACAGUGAGGUCUUUGCGCGAGAUGUUCAACCUUUGUCUUAACAAACUUUCCCGUUAUUAAGCGCACCGCAAGUAAUCGGUCGCCUUUUGAUUUCCUCGACCACUAAAGAGCGGUGUGAAUGUCCUUUCAUUUCAAAUAUCUGUUAUUACCGCUUUUGACAUGUGACAAUGUAUACGAUUUGUUUGUUUGUCGCACCGCUUUGUUGUUUUGUAACAAUGACAUCAGAGCAUAAAUAGGGCCAGUAGUUGCUGUGGAUCUUUAGUCAGUGCUUGAUGCUAUUACUGUAACAUGUCUAACAUCUCUGUCAGCUCAGCUUUUAUGGAGAGCCGUGUUUUUACUUCAGCAGUUUCUCUCGAGAAGCCUGCGCAUUCAAGAAAAUCACGAAAACCUUUAACCAGUCCUCCAAUCCAUGUGUCGUCUUUAGUGCCAGUAUCCUCGCGGCCAAUGACUGAUUUCUCCAUCAGCAGAAUCCUGGGUCUGGAAAGCAACGAAACAGAACAGAAGACAACAUCUGCAGCUUUGACUGUGUACAACCGCAACUCCAGUCAAUCGUUGAGACCUGAACGCAACUGUAGCAACAGUAGCCCACAAUCAUCUUCUUCCGAUUAUGCCAACUCCACCAGCGAUUGUGACAGCGAACCCGAUCGAUUCCCGACGUAUUCUGAAAAGAGGACGAAAAAGAAACGACAGCGUACGACUUUCUCGAUGUUUGAAGUAUGGGAACUGGAACGAGCUUACAUGAAGCGGCCAUAUUUGAUGCCGGAGGAUGAAGAAGACCUGGAAAAGAGGCUUGGGAUCACAGCCAGGAGUCUGAGGUAUUGGUUUCAAAACCGACGAGCCAAGUCACGAAGAGACGGGAAAAUGAUAGCGUCAGACUUUCAGAAAAACCCGUCAAACCAGUUUGAAAAGCCACCACAGACCUUGACCCAGUCCCCUUUAAAUUGCUGGAGGCAGGCUGACCGUCUUUCUUAUCCAGGGACGGGAAACUUCAUAGGGAAACUGAAUGCAUACAACCGACCAAUCAGAACUGGCAAUGGACAGCCGUCAGUCAGGACAGACCAUUUAUCUAAGCGUUCGUCGUUUUUCGUGCCCAUGUUCCACCCAGACCAGUUCCGAAGAAGACAUGUUGCACUAAUUAGACCAGCGGACAGCCGUGGUUCCAAAAGAUACCAGCCGUAUUGAGGUCUAUUUAUUGGUGUUAAUAUUUCCUUAAAGUUGAAUUUGUAAAAAAUUGCUGUUACGGUGUAGUGUGAGACAAAUCCCGUGCAAGAUUUCGGUUGUAUUUCCUACAAUUAAUC
Messenger RNA from Pocillopora damicornis (cauliflower coral), 1468 nucleotides. RefSeq lists its product as uncharacterized. Gene Ontology annotation, cellular component: nucleus. Lineage: Eukaryota; Metazoa; Cnidaria; Anthozoa; Scleractinia; Pocilloporidae. Gene Ontology annotation, biological process: cell differentiation; regulation of transcription by RNA polymerase II. Gene Ontology annotation, molecular function: RNA polymerase II cis-regulatory region sequence-specific DNA binding; DNA-binding transcription factor activity, RNA polymerase II-specific. The record is from RefSeq and is a predicted model, not a curated record.